Molecule: messenger RNA, 2433 nt
Organism: Pelobates fuscus (common spadefoot toad)
Lineage: Eukaryota; Metazoa; Chordata; Amphibia; Anura; Pelobatidae
Gene: SLC17A8
Product: solute carrier family 17 member 8
Exons: 12
Coding region: 565-2334 (589 amino acids)
Biological process (GO): transmembrane transport; monoatomic anion transport; regulation of synapse structure or activity
Cellular component (GO): synaptic vesicle membrane; excitatory synapse
Molecular function (GO): L-glutamate transmembrane transporter activity; neurotransmitter transmembrane transporter activity
Source: RefSeq, a predicted model, not a curated record
UUGCUUCCAGCUUCUUGGAUUAGUGCGGUUAUCUUGACUAUAUCGGGUUUUUUUCCCGGUGUUUUCUUCCAAAAUGUUUUUGUGUUUUGUUGUUGCUCGCUCAUUUCCAGUAGAUUAACCUGUGGACAAUUUGUGAAAUAAUGUUCACAGACAUCAUUAGCUUGAAUCCCCACAAGUGUACGCGUAAGGUGGACUAGUGACUUGAAUCCCUUGGGAUUUGUACAUCUGUCAGCCAACCCUCCAGAAACAGAAGCACCAGUGAAGAUUAGCUUACGCUGGAAUCAACACUCUAUGUUCGUUUCUCAAGGAGACCGUUCCUCACCUACAUCAACCUAUUUGAUUUUCAAAAUUCCAAACGAUAAACCUUAUAACAAAGUAGCAAAAAAUCCAUAAGAAAGAAACAAAAACCUCCUGUUUUUAUUUAUCUUUUUACUUUUUUAUUUUUUGGUAAUGGUUCCAUUGCUUCGGUGAUGGUGGAUUUAGAGUUCCUGUCCUAUCAAACAUGAGAUAGAAGGUGGACGAUAUGUAAAGAGGAUCAAGAAUUAAAAAAAAAAAAGCUUGACAAUGCCUUUCCAAGCACUCAGCUCGUUCAAAGAAAAACUUUUCAAUCCUGGAAAAGAAGAAGUGAAGGGUAAUAUUGGGAAUUCACUGGGAAACCUGCAAAGGAAAAUUGAUGGAACAAAUACUGAAGAAGACAAUAUUGAACUGAAUGAAGAUGGGCAACCUAUACAUGCCCCCACUAAAACACCACCUCGAUUUGACUGCUACUGCUGUGGACUACCUAAGAGAUACAUCAUUGCCAUUAUGAGUGGCCUUGGUUUCUGUAUAUCAUUUGGAAUUAGGUGUAAUCUUGGAGUAGCCAUUGUCGAAAUGGUAAACAACAAUACUGUGUAUGUUGAUGGGAAACCAGAAAUUCAGAAAGCCCAGUUUAAUUGGGAUCCAGAAACUGUUGGACUCAUUCAUGGCUCAUUUUUCUGGGGAUACAUCGUGACGCAGAUCCCUGGAGGUUUCAUUGCGAACAAGCUUGCCGCAAACAGAGUAUUUGGUGCUGCUAUUUUUUUAACCUCAGUUCUAAAUAUGCUGAUCCCCUCUGCCGCAAAAGCACACUACGGCUGUGUUAUAUCCAUUCGUAUCCUACAAGGUCUGGUCGAGGGUGUUACCUACCCAGCAUGCCACGGGAUGUGGAGCAAAUGGGCCCCUCCAUUGGAGAGAAGCAGAUUAGCAACCACUUCAUUCUGUGGGUCCUACGCGGGCGCAGUUAUUGCCAUGCCCCUAGCUGGCGUACUGGUACAAUAUAUUGGUUGGCCAUCUGUCUUUUACAUAUAUGGAGUAUUUGGCAUGUUUUGGUACAUCUUUUGGCUGCUUCAUGCUACAGAAAGUCCUGCUGCCCAUCCUACUAUUACCACUGAAGAAAGGACCUACAUCGAGACCAGCAUUGGUGAAGGAUGCAGUUUGGUUACAAGUAGUAAAUUUAAAACCCCCUGGAAGAAAUUCUUCACAUCGAUGCCAGUCUAUGCAAUCAUAGUAGCCAAUUUCUGCAGAAGUUGGACCUUCUACUUGUUAUUGAUAAGUCAGCCUGCUUACUUCGAAGAAGUCUUUGGAUUUCCUAUAAGCAAGGUGGGUUUACUGUCUGCAGUUCCACAUAUGGUGAUGACAAUUAUAGUUCCUAUCGGAGGGCAACUGGCUGACUUAUUAAGGAGCAGGAAGAUAUUAUCAACAACAACUGUACGGAAAAUCAUGAACUGUGGAGGUUUUGGAAUGGAGGCAACUCUUCUACUGGUGGUUGGCUACUCCCAUACCAAAGCAAUUUCAAUAUCUUUUCUAGUCCUUGCUGUGGGAUUUAGCGGCUUUGCAAUAUCAGGUUUCAAUGUCAAUCAUCUAGACAUUGCACCACGGUAUGCCAGUAUUCUCAUGGGAAUAUCUAAUGGUGUUGGUACCUUAUCUGGAAUGGUAUGCCCACUCAUUGUUGGGGCAAUGACGAAGCACAAGACUCGUGAAGAAUGGCAAAAUGUGUUUCUGAUUGCUGCCAUAGUCCAUUACAGCGGAGUUAUAUUUUAUGGCAUUUUUGCCUCUGGAGAAAAGCAGGACUGGGCUGAUCCAGAGAAUCUUAGUGAAGAUAAAUGUGGAAUCAUUGAAAAUGACGAACUUGCAGAAGAAACUGAAUUAAAUAAUGAAUCCUUCACCAGCCCAAAUAAAAAGCCAAGUUAUGGCGCUACUAUUCAGAACACCGAGGUACGAAAGAAAGGCUGGAGGAAGCAAAAAGGAACGACACAGGACUUCGAUGAACAGACUUCCUACCAAUACGAAAAUGGAAAUUUUCAAGAUUUGUCCUAACUGUUGUAUGGCAGCGUAUCCGAUAAAAAAAAUAAAGACAUUUAGUGUGUCUAUUGAAUAUUUCAAAUUAAAAAUAUAUCAAACAGAUAAUAAAAGAAG